This is a messenger RNA of Drosophila sulfurigaster albostrigata, 1479 nucleotides long. RefSeq names its product steroid hormone receptor ERR2 (gene ERR). Lineage: Eukaryota; Metazoa; Arthropoda; Insecta; Diptera; Drosophilidae. The record is from RefSeq and is a predicted model, not a curated record. Gene Ontology annotation, molecular function: DNA-binding transcription factor activity; sequence-specific DNA binding; zinc ion binding. Bases 1 to 1479 code for a protein of 492 amino acids. Gene Ontology annotation, biological process: regulation of DNA-templated transcription. The transcript is spliced from 2 exons. Gene Ontology annotation, cellular component: nucleus.
AUGUCCGACGGCGUCAGCGUACUGCACAUCAAACAGGAGGUGGACACUUCAUCGGCCAGUCCCAGCUCAAAGGCAACCACAAGCUCAGGCACAACGACGACAACGUCAACGUCAACUGGCCACAACAACUCGAGCAAUAGCAACAGCGGCAUGAAGUCAUCGCCAUCGGUGUCGCCGGAGCGUCAACUCUGCAGCUCAACCACUUCAUUGUCCUGCGAUCUGCACAACGUCUCGCUCAGCAACGAUGGCGACAGCAGCAACAAGGGAAGCGCCUCCAGUGGCGGCGGUGGCACAAAUCAAUCGAGCAGUGGCAAUGCCAAUGCCAAUUCAAUGCGCGAUGAACUGCGUCGUCUAUGCCUGGUGUGUGGCGACGUAGCCUCGGGAUUCCAUUACGGCGUCGCCAGCUGUGAGGCGUGCAAGGCAUUCUUCAAGCGCACCAUACAGGGCAACAUUGAGUACACAUGUCCGGCAAACAAUGAGUGCGAGAUCAACAAGCGGCGACGCAAGGCUUGCCAGGCGUGUCGCUUCCAGAAGUGCCUGCUCAUGGGCAUGCUUAAGGAGGGCGUGCGUUUGGAUCGUGUACGUGGUGGAAGACAGAAAUAUCGUCGCAAUCCCGUGUCCAACUCGUAUCAGACCAUGCAGCUGCUGUAUCAGUCCAGCACCACAUCGCUGUGUGACGUCAAAAUACUGGACGUGCUCAACUCCUAUGAGCCGGAUGCGUUGAGCGUGCAACCGGCUCAGCAGCCGCACACCACAAGCUGCACAGAUGAAGCAUCCUCAUCGUCGGGCAGCGUCAAGCUGGAGAGCAGCAGCAACAGCACUUCGAAUGGCACCACAACAGGCACAUGCAUUUUCCAGAAUAACAACAACGGCAAUGAUCCACACGAGAUACUGAGCGUGCUCAGCGAUCUCUACGACAAGGAGCUGGUCAGUGUCAUUGGCUGGGCCAAGCAAAUACCCGGCUUCAUUGAGUUGCCGCUCAACGAUCAAAUGAAGUUGUUGCAAGUGUCGUGGGCCGAGAUCUUGACUUUGCAAUUGACGUUUCGUUCGCUGCCCUUCAAUGGCAAGCUAUGCUUUGCCACAGAUGUGUGGAUGGAUGAGCUGUUGGCCAAGGAAUGCGGCUACACGGAAUUCUACUAUCAUUGUGUGCAGAUCGCACAGCGCAUGGAACGCAUUUCGCCGCGUCGCGAGGAAUACUAUCUGCUGAAGGCGCUGCUGUUGUCCAAUUGUGAUAUACUGCUGGACGAUCAAAGUUCGUUGCGCGCCUUCCGCGACACCAUACUUAAUUCACUCAACGAUGUCGUCUAUUUGCUGCGCCACUCCUCCGCCGUCUCCCAUCAGCAGCAGCUGCUGCUGUUGCUGCCCUCGUUGCGGCAGGCAGACGACAUAUUACGACGCUUUUGGCGCGGCGUUGCACGCGACGAACUCAUCAACAUGAAGAAACUGUUUCUCGAGAUGCUCGAGCCGCUGGCCAGGUGA